Populus nigra (black poplar) is the source of this 750-nucleotide messenger RNA. RefSeq lists its product as uncharacterized. Lineage: Eukaryota; Viridiplantae; Streptophyta; Magnoliopsida; Malpighiales; Salicaceae. Bases 1 to 375 code for a protein of 124 amino acids. The transcript has 4 exons. The record is from RefSeq and is a predicted model, not a curated record.
AUGGUAGCUGUUGAGUUGAGGGGUGACGAGGGAACGAACAGCAUUGCUGGUCAUACCAAAGUCAAUGGUGGUGGUGGAGGAGGAGGGGGAGGGGGAGGAGGGGGAGGGGGAGGCGGUGGAGGUGGCGGGGGCAGUUUUGGAUGGGGAUGGGGUGGGGGAGGAGGAGGUGGUGGUUGGUAUAAAUGGGGGUGUGGUGGGAAGGGGAAAGGAGGAGGAGGAGGAGGCGGCAGAGGCGACUACAAGCUCGGAGAGUUUGCACAAUGCAUGGGAAAAGGAAGGUGUAAAGGCAUGAGGUUAGAUUGCCCUCUUCAUUGUGGAGGCCCUUGCUUCUACGACUGCCAACACAUGUGCAAGGCUCAUUGUCGACGUCCUUGAUGGUUGAUGAAAGAGUACCUUUCUUUUUCGUGUUUGUCAGAUUAGGUAGGUUGAUUUGUGCCCUCAUUAAGUAAACUAAGUGGUGUGUGCUAAGAGUUUUUGGCAUUUGGAUGUUUCUACUUGUCUUCUUUAUAUUGACUUGAUGCUGUUUUUGAUGCGGUGAUGGAAAACCUGAUGACUCUGUCUCACCAUAUGUUGCAUGCAUGCAUGCAUGCUGCUUGGCAUAUGGAUGAUGAAACUCUUGGAUAUGGCUUGCCAUUCAUCGUAGAUACAUGGCUUCAAAAUUCUAAUGAGUGUUUUGAUUCAUUUUGCUAAUGUGAAAUGGACGCAGAAUGAUCUUCUGAAUUCUGAUGGACAUGAUUUUUCUGUUUUUCA